Molecule: messenger RNA, 642 nt
Organism: Cladocopium goreaui
Lineage: Eukaryota; Dinophyceae; Suessiales; Symbiodiniaceae
Source: the annotation of a GenBank genome assembly
AUGUCGUCGCUGUCAUGGGCCUGGAGCUGUGGAGCGUGGUAUGUGGUGGACUACGCCAAGACGGGACGAUCCAGCUGCAAGGAGUUCAGGUGCCGGAAAGCCAUCAGUGCAGGGGAGCUGCGCAUUGGCAUCGAAGCACCUGAGGACGAUCAUCGCGGCAGUCAGCUGGGUUGGUAUCAUCCGAGCUGCUUGUGGAAGACAUUUUCCUUCCAGAAGAAUGCCAACAAGAAGAUGGGACGUCUGAAGAGGCAUCAUAUUCCUCCUGGAACGAUUGAAUCCACCGCAGACAUCCAGAACUUUCAUCAUCUGAAAGCAGAGGAUAAAGAGCUCAUCCAAUCUCUGCUGGAUGGCAAGGCUUCGCGGAUCGAAGCGGCUGCCCGCGGAUCCCAGGAUGCGAAGAUCGCGGCGAAGAUCGUGACGAAGAUCGAAGGCAACACCAUGACCCUCACAGGCCCCACCUUCCAGUUCAAGGAGGAUUUGAAGAAGUUGGGCGCCAAAUUCAACGGACAGACCAAAGCUUGGGUCAUCACCAAAAAGGACAACGACUCGUUCGAGAAAGUUCUCAACUUCUUGGCUGGAAAGGACGGAGACAAUGACAGCAAGCCCUCAGGUCCGCGGGCCGCCAAGCGCCAGCGGACCUGA